AUGAUGAUUGAGGUCACCCACCGAUCAGAUCAUGACUUCAAUGAAACAGAUUAUUUAUAUGAAAUAGAAACACCGUGUAAUCACCAGAGGAACCACAAUGUUGAGCUCGUGAUCCACUCCAUCAUCUGCAUCCUGGGCUUCAUGGGGAACAGUCUGGUGAUCGUCACCUACGCCUUCUACAAGAGGACAAAGUCCAUGACUGACGUCUACCUGCUCAACAUGGCCAUUGCAGACCUGGUCUUUGUGGUAUUACUGCCUCUUAUCGUCUACAACGAGCUGACGGCGUGGUCUAUGGGGCCGGUCGCCUGCAAGCUACUGCACGGCUCCUACAGCAUUAAUCUAUACAGCGGCAUGCUGCUGCUCGCCUGCAUCAGCACUGACCAUUACAUUGCCAUCGUCCAGGCUCGCCGCAGCUUCAGACUGCGCUCUCUUCAGUACAGUUGCCUCAUCUGCACCAUCGUCUGGGUCUUUGCCUUACUGCUGUCCGUCCCUUCCUUCUACUUUUACAACUGGUAUGAUGCGUCCCACACAGAGAGCAUCCUUAUCACUGAGGAGGGGACCCUUGACUUUGAGCCCUCUCAUUAUGUCUGCGAGUUCAAGUUCACGGACACCGCUAUAGCCAAGAUAGCAAGGCUGGCGAUCCCCAGCACCCAGCUGGCUGUGGGCUUCUUCCUGCCACUGCUCAUCAUGGUCUUCUGCUACACCGCCAUCAUCAUCACCCUGCUCAAAGCCAAGAACUUCCAGCGGCACAAGGCUGUGCGGGUGGUGCUGGUGGUGGUGGCGGUGUUCGUCAUCUGCCAUCUUCCCUACAACGUCACACUGCUCUAUGACACCAUCACCAUGUUUGGAGAAAUGACAUGUGAAGACUCAGAUGCCUUACUCACAGCCAAGACAGUGACGCAAACCAUUGCCUACCUGCACUGCUGCCUGAACCCGGUCCUGUACGCCUUCAUUGGGGCGGAAUUCAGAAACCACUUCAGGAGGAUCGUCCGGGGUGUGUGGUGUCUGGGGAAGAGGUACAUCGCCUCUCAAUGCUUCUCCAGGACCACCUCAGAGGUUUACUUGUCCACACGCUGCUCAGUGGAUGGAACCAGUGAAAACGGCUCGUCUUUCACCAUGUGA
This is a messenger RNA of Cheilinus undulatus (humphead wrasse), 1122 nucleotides long. RefSeq names its product C-C chemokine receptor type 6-like. Gene Ontology annotation, biological process: chemotaxis; immune response; G protein-coupled receptor signaling pathway. Lineage: Eukaryota; Metazoa; Chordata; Actinopteri; Labriformes; Labridae. The record is from RefSeq and is a predicted model, not a curated record. Gene Ontology annotation, cellular component: membrane. The coding region runs from base 1 to 1122 and encodes 373 amino acids. Gene Ontology annotation, molecular function: chemokine receptor activity. The transcript has a single exon.